Molecule: messenger RNA, 1467 nt
Organism: Danaus chrysippus (African queen)
Lineage: Eukaryota; Metazoa; Arthropoda; Insecta; Lepidoptera; Nymphalidae
Source: the annotation of a GenBank genome assembly
AUGAUGGAGAAGCGAUUCGUUCUGUUCCUAUCUCUGCUGACGCUACAUCAUGUUAACAGCUUCGUAACUAUGUCCCGAUAUGACACUAUAGUUGUCGGUCUGGGUGCUGCCGGAGCUACAGCAGCUUCAACACUAGCUAAGUCUGGCAAGAGAGUGUUAGCGUUGGAGGCUCAGGACAGGGUCGGGGGAAGAGUUCACACGGUGGAGUUCGGGGAUGGAGUAGUGGAACUAGGAGCUGAAUGGAUACAUGGGAUAGAAAACAGUCCUGUAUACGAAGCAGCGAUCAGAAACGACGUCACCAUAUUACAACAGGAGUAUGAUGAACUGGUUUAUAAAUCUGAUGGCACUUUGGGAGACAAUGUUGUUUUUGAAAUGUUAAACUUCUGUCUUAAAACGAUGGGCACUUCUCCCGAGAAACCUGAACCUCUUGGAAAAUAUAUAACAAGGAAGUUAACGGCGUAUCUAGAAGACAAGUAUCCCAAUAUCUUGAAUGACACGGAGUUUAUGAAGGAGUUCCUUGAAAUUGCUGAUAUAGUUGUUGAUGAAUACGAAGGUUCAAACAAUUGGAACGACGCAUCGUCCAACAGCAAGUACGUGCCACUAGGAGGCAGUCAGAAUAUGAGCUGGCACAGGCAUGGAUAUAAGACCUUCUUCGACAUUUUACUAAAUAAAUAUAAGAAUGGCCCAGGCUGGCCCACGUUGGACAUAAAGUUGAACAAAGAAGUGAAAUUAAUAAAGUGGCCGAGAGAUUCACCCGGAGACGUUGAGGUGAGCUGUGUUGAUGGAAGUGUCUUCACCGCUGAUAAUGUUAUAGUGACGGUCUCACUCGGAGUGUUGAAGGAAAGACAUGAAGCAUUGUUCUCGCCGGCAUUACCAAAUGAAAAGGUAACAGCUAUUGAGACAAUACCGAUAGGAGUCGUGGGCAAAAUAAUACUAUCAUUUGCCGAGCGCUGGUGGCCAGAAAAGGCAGCUUAUAUAUUCCAGUGGCUGAAACCUGAUAAAGAGAAAUACGAGAAGUGGCAAGUCAGCUUAAAAGAUAUUAGUGCCAUUAAAGGAUCCGAUAAUACUUUGGAGCUUUGGACUAUCGGAGAGUGGACCAAGUUGGUCGAAACAUUACCAGAAGACGUUGUGAAAGCUAAGAGUAUGGAGGUAGUUCGUAUGUUCAUGGGAAAGAACAUGUCGAUCCCAGAACCGACGGGCGUGUUAAGAAGCACGUGGUUCUCUAAUCCAUUCACACGCGGCUGUUACUCCUACGACAAUCUGUUGAUGGCGGAGCACCCGAGCGCUAGGGCCGACCUCGGGGCUCCUCUGACGGACUCCAAGGGAGUCCCACGCGUGUUAUUCGCGGGAGAGGCCACUGACUUAACUCAUUUCUCUACUGUCCACGGAGCUAGUGACUCGGGAUAUAGGGAAGCUAUGAGAUUGUUAUGUGCUCAGAAUAAAUAUACUAUGUAUCACCAGGAGUAA